Messenger RNA from Arvicola amphibius (Eurasian water vole), 1299 nucleotides. RefSeq names its product cysteinyl leukotriene receptor 2 (gene Cysltr2). The transcript has 3 exons. Gene Ontology annotation, molecular function: leukotriene receptor activity. The record is from RefSeq and is a predicted model, not a curated record. Gene Ontology annotation, cellular component: plasma membrane. Gene Ontology annotation, biological process: G protein-coupled receptor signaling pathway. The coding region runs from base 319 to 1299 and encodes 326 amino acids. Lineage: Eukaryota; Metazoa; Chordata; Mammalia; Rodentia; Cricetidae.
AUCAGAACGCGUGUUUUGUUACGUCUUGUCUGAAGCUACCUAUUUCUACAAUUGGUGACUGUCCACAGCUAUAGCAGAGACAGCCUGCUUCUGAAACUUAGCAACCGUGAACUCCCACAACAUUCAGGGAUGAAGGAGACCAUCUGUUAGAGGCCACUUGUAGCAACCUGAAGACAGUUUCAGCUGCAAAAGACAUAUGAUGACCUUCUUCUGGUUUUCAGGCCUGAAUUUGGGAAGGCAAGAAUCAAGAAGAGUUGGUCAAGACACAAGAUAGAGAGAAAACGUAUAUCCUAGCCUCUGUCCAACUCUGUAUCAGAAAUGGAACCAACUGAGGCCUCGAGCAACAAUAGUGACAGGAACUGUACAAUAGAAAACUUCAAGAAGGAAUUUUACCCCAUCGUAUACCUGGUAAUAUUCGUCUGGGGAGCCUUGGGGAAUGGCUUCUCCAUUUAUGUCUUGCUACAGACUUACAAGAAGUCCACAUCUGUAAACGUUUUCAUGCUCAACCUGGCCAUUUCCGACUUCCUGUUCAUAAGUACCCUGCCCUUCAGGGCUGACUAUUACUUAAGAGAGUCCAAUUGGAUAUUUGGGGAUCUGACCUGCAGAGUUAUGUCUUAUUCCUUGUAUGUCAACAUGUACACUAGCAUUUAUUUCCUAACUGUGCUGAGUGUUGUGCGUUUCCUGGCCACUGUCCACCCUUUCCAGCAGCUCCAUGUCACCAGCGUCAAGACUGCCUGGAUCCUCUGUGGGAUCAUAUGGGUUUUUAUCAUGGCUUCCUCGGCCAUGCUUCUGAAGAAUGGCUCUGAGAAGAAGAACAACAUUAUACUGUGCCUGGAGAUGAGUCCCCGGAAGUUUAAGAAGCUACUGAUCAUGAACCACAUUGCGUUGGUGGCAGGCUUCCUGCUCCCAUUUGCCAUACUGACCAUCUGCUACCUACUGAUCAUCCGGGUCUUGUUAAAGGUGGAGAUUCCAGAAUCGGGUCUUCGGGCUUCUCACAGGAAGGCCUUGGUUACCAUCAUCAUUGCCAUGAUCAUCUUCCUCCUGUGCUUCCUGCCUUACCAUGCACUGCGGACCCUCCACCUCGUCACAUGGAAAGCGGAUGCAUGUGGAGACGCGUUGCAUAAGGCCACGGUCAUCACGCUGGCCUUGGCUGCGACCAAUAGCUGCUUCAAUCCCUUUCUCUACUACUUUGCUGGGGAGAAUUUCAAAGAUCGAUUAAGGGAUGUAUUCAACAAAGAUUGUCUACGGAAGGCAAAGGCAAAGUGUUGCCUUCCUCGGAUAGAUGAAGAGCAGAAAUAA